Clunio marinus is the source of this 1484-nucleotide messenger RNA. The record is from the annotation of a GenBank genome assembly. NCBI's taxonomy places the organism in Eukaryota, Metazoa, Arthropoda, Insecta, Diptera, Chironomidae.
AUUCAUUAAUUGGUGAAAUAACAAAACGAAAGUUGCACGAUAAAUCAGAUAUCAAACAAAUUAAUAUGAAAAAAUUGUUUUUGCUUCUCGUUGUCACAGCUGCAUAUUCAAAAGCUGAAGCUUUGAAUUUAUUUAACCAACCAAAGCUUUCAAUAUCUGUAGUGACUGCAACUGCAAGAAGAAACGUUUCAGUGCCUUUGGAUCAUUUUGAUCGUCAAAACGUCGUUGAAUGGGAUAUGCCUUAUUAUGUUAUCGAUGAGUUUCAUCAACCUAAUGGUCCAAUAUUUCUUCGAGUUACUGAUAGAUUUGACCCAAUAUAUUCUUCUGGUGUUGGUUUGAUGUAUGAUUUUGCAAGGGAAUUUAACGCUCUUAUUGUUGAAACAACGUUGAGAUUUCACGGUGAGGCAAGACCUACGAACAAUCUUGAACUAGAAAAUCUAAAAUUUCUAAAAACGGAUCAAAACAUCGCUGAUAUUGCACAUCUAGUGACAUGGAUCAAAGCAUCAAAUCCUUCACUUGCUGAUUCUAAAGUUAUUGCAUAUGGUGAACGUUAUGGUGCAUCACUUGCAGUAUGGACUCGUUCAAAGUAUCCACACCUGAUUGAUGGUGUAUGGGCUUCAAGUGCACGUUUAAAUGCAGUUUUUGACUUUACUCAAAUGCUUGAAGCUAUUGCAAACACAAUCGUUCAAAUCGGAGGUUUACGAUGUUAUCAACAAAUAGAAAGAGCUUAUGAACAAAUUGAAGAACUUUUACAAAAUCAGGAAUAUGAAGUAAUUGAAAAUAGUUUCAAUCUUUGCAGUAGUAUUACCAACACUACUACAGGGAUUGGUACAUUAAUGAAUGGAUUAGCUGUUAUUUAUUCUACAAGAUUUUCAUAUGGCAGACCAUCAGAGACUGAAGAAUUUUGUGAAUUGAUGACAAGUGAUUUGAAUGAUGACGAUGCUUUUACUAGAUAUUCGCGGUACACUAGAGAUAUAUUUUGGUUUGGUCCUUGUAUCUUUAUCGACUAUGAGUAUAUUCGUAAAAUGUACAGUGAAAUUGAAUGGGAAUCACUAGCGGCAGAAAAUAGUUUACGUCAGACUUUUUAUCAAAUGUGUUCAGAAUUUGAACAUUUUACGUCAUCAAGUUCACCUUACCAACCUUUCGGAAGUCGAUUCCCUGUUGAAAUAUUCUCUUCAGCGUGUACUGAUGUGUUUGGACCAACGUUUGAUGAUGAUUUUAUCAGAAGGCAAAUUGAACUCACAAAUAUUAUGUAUGGUGGUACACAGCCAAAUGUAUCGAAUGUUUAUUUCACAAACGGUGAACUAGAUCCAGAAAGGUUUCUUGGCGUUCUUCGAGAUUUAAAUCCAACUUCUCCAGCUACUGUUAUUCCAGGUGUUGGCGCACAUGCAGACACUGGAUCUAUCGAUUUGGAAAACGAUUCAUUCUUUUUAACACAUUCUAAAUUGCGAGUCGGAAAUUUGAUAAGAGAAUGGUUAAAUUGA